CGCCGCGUUCACCUGUCACUUCCUGCUGCCGCUGCUCGUUUCAGUUCAACAUUCUUCUUAUUCUUUAAUCUUUUCCCCGUGUAUUGGAACCGGAUUGGAAGCAUGUUGGUGUUUUUAUGAAGAUUCCGGGUUAUUUGUGUUAUUUACGUGUUAUUCAUGUGUAUUUAUGUGUAUUUAAGUGUCCGUGUUCGGCUCAGAACUGAGAGACUGCAGGGCCUGAAGGACGAGACAGGCAUGGGUGAGCGGAGCCCCGCCCCCUGAAGCCCCGCCCCCGUCGUUAAAGCCCCUCCCCCCCAGCUAGCGACGCUAGCUAGCAUGUAUCGCAGGAACGGGCUCUCGGACUGCGCUAGCGUCGACUCGCUCGCAACCGAGGCUAGCAGCAGCUCGGACUCGCUGGACGGACUCGGCUACGGCUCUAAGAGCUACGAUGCUAACGCGGCUAAGAGCUACGACGCCGUCGUCUUCGACGUGCUCCGCGUGACGCCCGAGGAGUUCGCCAGCCAGAUCACGCUGAUAGACGCGCCGGUUUUCAGAGCGAUUCAUCCCGAGGAGCUAACGAGCUGCGGGUGGAACGGGAAGGAGAAGCACAGCCUCGCGCCCAACGUGGUGGCGUUUACACGGCGCUUCAACCAGGUGAGCUUCUGGCUGGUGAGGGAGAUCUUAACGGCCAAAACUCUGAAGAUCCGAGCUGCGAUUCUGAGCCACUUCGUCAAAAUAGCCAAGAAACUUCUGGAUCUGAACAAUCUGCACUCGCUGGUGUCGGUCGUGUCGGCGCUGCAGAGCGCUCCGAUCUUCAGGCUCACCAAGACCUGGGGGCUCAUCAGCCGGAGGGACAAGGCUACGUUUGAGAAGCUCGACUUCCUGACGUCCAAGGAGGAAAACUACAUCCGCAUGCGGGAAUACAUCGGCUCGGUGAAGAUGGAGCCCUGCAUCCCCUACCUCGGGAUCUUCCUGCUGGACCUGAUCUACAUCGACUCGGCCAACCCGUCCUCCGGAAGCAUCUUAGAGACGGAGCAACGAACCAACCAGAUGAACAACCUGCUGCGUCUGGUAUCGGACCUGCAGACGUCCUGCAGCUACGAUCACCUGGCGACUCUUCCUCACGUCCAGAAGUAUCUGAUGUCCGUCCGCUACAUCGAGGAGCUGCAGAAGUUCGUGGAGGACGACAAUUUCAAGUUGUCUCUGAAGAUCGAACCAGGAAACAGCUCCCCUCGCAUCGCUUCCUCUAAGGAGGACCUGGCGGACGUGUCGUCGGUUUCCUCCUCCAGCAGGUGGAGCCGCCGCCCGACCGACGCCUCGCUGCAGGUUCCCACGCCCACUUCCUGUUCCGACUUCCCGCCCUCGAACCACCGCAAGAGCCACAGCCUGGGCAACAACGUGAUGUGCGAGGCUAGCAUGGCGGCUAGCCGCAGCGCUACCUUCCCCACCCAGAAGUGCCGCCACCUGCUGGACGACAGUUUCCUGGAAGGAAGUCCCGCCAGGAACAACGAGCCGCAGAGCAGCUACGCGGCUAACGGCCUGUCGCUCAGCAGCAGCCAGAGCUCCUUCGGGGAAGAGACGUCCUACGGAAUAAAGAGGAGCCGCAUGUACGCUACGCUAGGCCCUAACUGGAAGGUUCCCCUACGUAGCUCCCCGCGCAGCCGCAGCUACGUCUACAGCUCCUCGGCGGCUAACGCCCGCUACGGCUACGCCGAGCCCAACAGCGUCACCAUCGAGGGGCCGCUACGCAGGAAAACGCUGCUGAAGGAGGGACGCAAGCCCAAGCUGUCGUCGUGGAGCCGGUUCUGGAUCUGCCUGUGCGGCUCGACGCUCGUCUUCUACGGAGCCAAAGCCCUGCGGGCGUCGGAGAGGAAGCACUACAAGUCCCGUCCCUGUAAGAAGGUUAGCGUGACCGGCUGGAUGGUUCUGCUGCCCGACGACCCGGCCCGACCCGACGUGUUCCAGCUCAGCGACCCGGACCGAGGAAAUGUUUACAAGUUCCAGACCGGUUCCAGGUUUUCUGCGAUUAUCUGGCACCGGAACCUGGAGGAGGCGAGUCGGAGCAGCAAACCCACGAUGCCGGCGAACCUGAUGUCGUUUGAAUGAGGACCAGCCGGGACUCGAACCCUCGACUUCGUCGGACGUUUACAGAGUUUUUUCUACCGAACCAGAAAAACUCCCGCCGCCAAAGUUCCCGCUCUAACGUCUGUAAAUAGUGUUUUUAUUUGUAAAAAGAGUUUAUUUUUUAGCCGAGCGGCCGUUGAAGGGAAAACCGGACCGACCGGAUCAACCGGAAUAAUCCGGAAUAAUCGGAAUAAUCCGGAAUAAUCGGAAUAAUCCGGAAUAAUCCGGAAUAAUAUGUUAAUAAUCCACUGAUGUUGUUGUUUCUGAUACUUCUGUGAUCCUCGUAGGUGUCAUUUAUAGUUAUAAAUAUAUAAAUGUAUAAAUAUAUAUGUAUAUAUAUAUAUAUAUAUUUAUAUUUAUAUAUUUAUAUAUAUAUAUAUAUAUAUAUAUAUAUAUAUAUAUAUAUAUGUAUAUGUAUAAUUAUUACAUAUAUAUGUACAUACAUGUGUGUAUAUAUAUUUUUUGGUGUAUAUAUGUAGAAUUCCUUGGUGUAACAUGAACCCCUUGGACGUCUUUGGCUCCUCCCCCUUGUCUUUGGCUCCUCCCCUCGUCUUUGGCUCCUCCCCCUCGUCUUUGGCUCCUCCCCCUCCAACAGUCAUGUGACCACUUUGAACUAUUUAUCUUUGUUUCCCGACAUGAAAUGAAGCAAUAAUACCAGUAUUGAUCAUGUAUUAUAAUAAUCAAUACCAGUAUUGAUCAUGUAAUAUAACUAAUCAAUACCAGUAUUGAUCAUGUAACUAAUCAAUACCAGUAUUGAUCAUGUAUUAUAACUAAUCAAUACCAGUAUUGAUCAUGUAAUAUAACUAAUCAAUACCAGUAUUGAUCAUGUAAUAUAACUAAUCAAUACCAGUAUUGAUCAUGUAUUAUAACUAAUCAAUACCAGUAUUGAUCAUGUAAUGUAACUAAUCAAUACCAGUAUUGAUCAUGUAAUAUAACUAAUCAAUACCAGUAUUGAUCAUGUAUUAUAACUAAUCAAUACCAGUAUUGAUCAUGUAAUGUAACUAAUCAAUACCAGUAUUGAUCAUGUAAUAUAACUAAUCAAUACCAGUAUUGAUCAUAUAAUAUAACUAAUCAAUACCAGUAUUGAUCAUGUAAUGUAACUAAUCAAUACCAGUAUUGAUCAUGUAUUAUAACUAAUCAAUACCAGUAUUGAUCAUGUACAGCUCCGUGUAAAAUGUACCAAUAAAAAUCUGAUUCAA
Cololabis saira (Pacific saury) is the source of this 3302-nucleotide messenger RNA. RefSeq names its product ras-specific guanine nucleotide-releasing factor RalGPS1-like. The transcript has 20 exons. Gene Ontology annotation, molecular function: guanyl-nucleotide exchange factor activity. Lineage: Eukaryota; Metazoa; Chordata; Actinopteri; Beloniformes; Belonidae. Gene Ontology annotation, cellular component: plasma membrane. The record is from RefSeq and is a predicted model, not a curated record. Gene Ontology annotation, biological process: positive regulation of GTPase activity; Ras protein signal transduction. Bases 316 to 2085 code for a protein of 589 amino acids.